AUGGAUCUUUCAUGGCUGCUCGGCCACGCCCGUGUCUCAUUCCAUCACUCCAAGAACACUAUCUCUCUGACCUCUAAAUCUGGAAAAACAGCUCUUUCUGACAUAUGCAAAACAUCGACGCCACCAUGCAAGUUGAAUCCUCUACUUUUCAAUGGUCAUCUCCAUACUGCGUGGACAGCUGUAAAGGCUGCUGGACCCCCUAUCAUGUACAAGCGUCAGAUUUUCGAAUCCGAUGAUCCAAGAUUUGCGGGCACAUUUGCCGUGGAUUUUGUGACCCACCAUCGAGCAGAGACAGAAGAUUCCAGCCUCCCUCCUCGCACGACCUACUUUACUGAGGAUGAAUUCGCGAGCAUUGGCAGUGAUGAUACCAAACCUAUGUUGAUCACCCUACAUGGAUUGAGUGGGGGGUCGCAUGAAAUCUAUCUCAGACAUGUGUUGGAGCCUUUGGUGGAUCAGAGCGAGCAAGGCGAUUGGGAGGCCAUUGUCAUCAACAGCCGUGGCUGUGCUAUGAGCAAGAUUACCACUGGUAUCUUGUACAACGCGAGAGCCACCUGGGAUCUGCGACAGACGGUCAAGUGGUGCAGAAAGAUGUACCCGAAUCGCCCUCUGUACGCCAUUGGAUACUCCCUGGGUGCCAAUAUUCUCACAAAUUAUCUUGGUGAAGAAGGCGAUGCGUGCGAGUUGAAAGCGGCAGUAGUCUGCUCCAACCCCUGGAAACUCGAAGUGGCCAGUCUUGCCCUGCAGCGCACUUGGCUUGGACUCAAUGUCUAUUCCAAGACGAUGGGAACCAGCAUGAAGAAGCUUUUCGCACAACACGCAGAUCAAGUGAUUAAGAAUGGUAAUAUUGACCCGGACAGGGUUGCAAGUAUCAAAUAUUUGCAUGAAUUCGACAGGGAGAUUCAGUGCCCGACUUGGGGAUAUCCGACAGAAUAUGCGUAUUAUCGCGACGCAUCUUCGGCAGACUCUGUUGUUGCCAUUCGCACUCCCACCUUCGCCAUCCAUGCUGAGGACGAUCCAAUUGCUGUAGAUGAGGCUGUUCCGUAUCAGGAAAUCAAGCAAAAUCCGUAUGUGGUCAUGUGCUCGACUUCGACUGGAGGCCACUUGAGUUGGUUCGAGAUUGGUGGAACUCGAUGGUUCUCCAAGCCGGCAGUGAACUUCCUUCAGAAGAUGGCGCGCGAGUAUAAUAGCGGUGGAACGGACGGCCCGACAGGCACAUUGUCAGAGAUGACGAAAAAGGCCACAUCAAGUAGCGGGUUCAAGAGUCCAUUCGUUUUUGAACCGAUGCGCAGGAAAAUGUACCUUCCGGAGUAG
Molecule: messenger RNA, 1311 nt
Organism: Aureobasidium melanogenum CBS 110374
Lineage: Eukaryota; Fungi; Ascomycota; Dothideomycetes; Dothideales; Saccotheciaceae
Product: hydrolase, alpha/beta fold family
Exons: 5
Coding region: 1-1311 (436 amino acids)
Biological process (GO): medium-chain fatty acid biosynthetic process; medium-chain fatty acid catabolic process
Molecular function (GO): acetylesterase activity; monoacylglycerol lipase activity
Source: RefSeq, a predicted model, not a curated record